AAGAAGCCUGACAGGCAGGCAUAACCUAGAGGAUUGACGCGCUUCGUUUACAGGAUGCAGCCCAGAUUUACUAUUAAUGGGGAAAAAGAAUAAUGCAUCAAAAAUAAAAAAAAUAAAAAAACCGAUUCACGGGGAUCUGUUAUUCUGGAAACGUAAAUCUUCGUCACCAACAUAGAAAGCAGCGGCGGCGUCAGUAGAUAAAGGCGCUGAGAGUUUUCCACCUGGGGCAGCGGAUUUCAGGAUCAUAACGCGGAGUUGACAGCGUGUUUACCUGCCGAAUCACCCAGUGAGUGUAGCUGAGUCCACCCAGGGAAGAAAAUAAUAAUAAUACAAGCGGCACUGCAAGAUACGCGGAUUGGGAUAAACCCAGUGGUUUGAAGAGGUGAGGGCGGCGGUGCAGGCAUGACGGGUUUAGCUCGACUGGAGACAGGCACGCUACAUCGCAGCUCUGUUUGAUGGAUGACCGCGGCAGUGCUCAUAAAUAAAGUCUAUCUCGUUGUAUAUCAUUGGGGCUACAUGAAUGUGACAGCAGACCCUGAGGAAUGAACCGGUUCCACACCUGAAACUGAAAUUGUCCUGCAGAGCAGCGUGAAAAAAACCCGAAUUUCAGGCCAGGAGGGUUGUUUUACAGCACAGCCAGACGUGUUGGAUAGUGUUGGACAGGUGAAUGAAGCGACGCUGUAUUGCAUGAAAAAAAAAAAAAAAAGUUUUUGUUUUACUGCCCCUGCACCUCGUGAUAGCUUUAAUAGCUGUGUGGUGGAACAGUGUGCUUAAAGUUUGUGAAGGGAGAUGUAAACAGACUGUUGCCUAUAAUUACACAUUGAGUGCGGCUCCUGGGACUCGGGAUAUGGAGUGCGAGAAGCGGAUACCUGGAACGGGGGCGCACACAGACAAGACCGAGCUGGACAAGGGGGACGGCAACAUUACCGGACCUGUGCCGGGCGCGUCCGGACCGACUCGUCCCAGGCCCUCCUCGUACCGCGCCCUGCGCAGCGCCGUGUCCACGCUGGCCAGGAUAGACGACUUCUACUGCGAGAAAAUCGGGGCAGGAUUCUUCUCAGAUGUUUUUAAGGUGAGACACAGGAUUUCGGGGCAGGUGAUGGUCCUGAAGAUGAACAAGCUGAUGAGUAACCGAGCCAACAUGCUGCGCGAGGUACAGCUCAUGAACCGGCUGUCCCACCCCAACAUCCUGCGGUUCCUAGGAGUCUGUGUUCAUGAGGGGCAGCUCCAUGCACUUACUGAGUACAUCAAUGGAGGGAACCUGGAGCAGCUGCUGAACAGUGAUGUCUCCCUGUGCUGGUCUGUCCGGAUGAGGCUCUCUCUGGACAUCGCCAAGGGCCUGCGGUACCUACACUCCAAAGGGAUAUUCCACCGCGACCUCACAUCCAAGAACUGUUUGGUGCGCUGUGAGGAUGGACUCUUCAGUGUUGUGGUGGGAGACUUCGGACUGGCUGAAAAAAUCCCUAAUUACAGUGAUGGAGGAGUGAAGCAGCCCCUAGCAGUGGUGGGCUCCCCCUACUGGAUGGCUCCAGAAGUGCUAAGAGGAGAGGUCUACAAUGAGAAGGCUGACCUCUUUGCCUACGGGAUCAUCUUGUGUGAGAUCAUCGCCCGGAUACAGGCAGAUCCGGACUUCAUGCCACGCACUGAGGACUUCGGUCUGGACACACAGGCUUUCCAGCACAUGGUGGGAGACUGCCCGGCUGCUUACCUCCAGGUCGCUGUGUCCUGCUGCAAUAUGUCCCCUGACCAGAGGCCCUCGUUCUCGGAGAUCGCUCAGCAGCUGGAGAGGAUCCUGGAGGCCCAGGAGAAGCGAGAGGAGGAAGAUGAGAGGAGUGAGACACAAAGAGCAAGGAGCCAAGGGGAGAGCUGGGAGCAAGUGCUGAGAGACCCCUUGAGCUGCAGUCCUGCUCGGAGACGCUCUCUGUGUCUGCACCUCCCCCAGGACCAGCGCCUGUUCCGCAGCCAGUCCGACAUGCUGCCUCCCAAAACUCCACACUUGGAGGGGCUGGCUGGGAUGCCAGCCCGGGUCAACCCUUUCUCCCUGCGAGAGGACCUCAACAGGGGCAAGAUCAAGCUGUUCGACACACCCAGCAAGUCCGUCAUCUCCCUGACCUUUGACCUGCCGCAGCCCCCCGACUCCUACCCAGCGACCCAGUCCGUGACCCCCAAAACCCUGCUUGACCUCCGAUGCAGCAUUGCAGGGCCCGAAGUGGCCCGGAGAUGCAAGUCUCUGCCAAACUCUCCCGAGCUGCCUCGCAAAGCCAGCUUCCUGAAGGAACUGAGAGAGCAAGAGCAGGAGGACUUCAAAGACCUGGGGAUCUCAAGGGAACGAGAUCUGGAAAUCUAUCGCUAUCUGGAAUUCGCACAGGAGGGAGAUGUGGAAAUGGUACACGAUCUCGAAAUCAUAGACCUGGAGUUCGAAGACAAGCAGAUGGAACCAAUGGACUGCUCGAGCAGCCCAGACACACAAGAGGGGUCUGUAUUCCUGGACGAACCAGUGCAGCCCUUCCUGAACAGCUGCCUGGUGACCCCUCCCUCUUCGCACUGCAACGGCUGGCAGACUGGCAUCCCCAAUGACAACAACUACACUGUGGUGGUGAGCCGGCCCGUGGGCUGGGACCAAGGCUUCCACACAGGUGGCUCCUUCUCACUCAACGCCUCCAGUGGCACCCUGGAGCAGGACGAUGUCAUUUCUUGUCCAGGCUGCUGUCUGACUGGGCUGAAGUUCCCCUCACUGUGUCUGAGACCUUCGCUCAGGAACCCCCCCCCCUACAAGAACCUGAACGUGGAGGAGCGGGGGCUGCUAUGCCGGGGGAAGCCCUUGAACCCAGGGCAUGUAAACAGGAAGACCGAGCCCGGCCUGACCAUCUCUGAGUCACAGACAUAGUCGUGGUGAAGAGUCCAGUCUGACCAUCCCGAGGCACAGACAUAGUCAUGGUGCAGAACCCAGUCUGACCAUCCCAGAGGCACAGACAUAGUCAUGGUGCAGAGUCCAGUCUGACCAUCCCCGAGGCACAGACAUAGUCAUGGUGCAGAGUCCAGUCUGACCAUCCCCAAGGCACAGACAUAGUCGUGGUAUCGUGGACCCCACCAAACAAUCUCAAAGUAAUGUGCAGUUCUGUGCCAAUAAAAGAGACAAAUACACUGUAACAGAGCGGGACCUCUGCCCGCUACCCUGCUGCAGCUGUAUUGCUGGCUUUUCAGAUUCCAGUGCUUACCGGGCACUCUUCCCAUCAUUUAAAAAUGGUUAAAAAAAAGUGUUGUGUACAGUUAACUUUAUGUAUUUGUAAAAACUGUCUUUAUAAAGAUCUUUUUAAAAGGCUGUUUUUAGGAAUAUGUUGUUUCGGUUUAGGGCCCAUGAGGGGAUUUUUUUUUUAAAUGAUUUUGGAACAAGACAAAAAACACAUCACUGAUGAGAGAGCAAUAGUCUUCUGUAUAUAUAGAAAACACAGCACUGUAUUGAGAGCAAUAGUCUUCUGUACAUACAGAAAACACAUUACUGAUGAGAGAGCAAUAGUCUUCUGUAUAUAUAGAAAACACAGCACUGAUGAGAGAGCAAUAGUCUUCUGUAUAUACAGAAAACACAUUACUGAUGAGAGAGCAAUAGUCUUCUGUAUAUACAGAAAACACAUUACUGAUGAGAGAGCAAUAGUCUUCUGUAUAUAUAGAAAACACAUCACUGAUGAGAGAGCAAUAGUCUUCUGUAUAUACAGAAAACACAUCACUGCUGUGAGAGCAAUAGUCUUCUGUAUAUACAGAAAACACAUCACUGCUGUGAGAGCAAUAGUCUUCUGUAUAUAUAGAAAACACAGCACUGUAUUGAGAGCAAUAGUCUUCUGUAUAUACAGAAAACACAUCACUGAUGAGAGAGCAAUAGUCUUCUGUAUAUACAGAAAACACAUCACUGCUGUGAGAGCAAUAGUCUUCUGUACAUACAGAAAACGCAGCACUGUAUUGAGAGCAAUAGUCUUCUGUACAUACAGAAAACACAUCACUGAUGAGAGAGCAAUAGUCUUCUGUAUAUACAGAAAACACAUCACUGAUGAGAGAGCAAUAGUCUUCUGUAUAUACAGAAAACACAGCACUGUAUUGAGAGCAAUAGUCUUCUGUAUAUACAGAAAAUACAUCACUGCUGAGAGAGCAAUAGUCUUCUGCAUGUACAGAAAACACAGCACUGCUGUGAGAGCAAUAGUUUUCUGUAUAUUGCCUGAUGUUGUCAGUAAGGCCUGUUUCUUACCACACUGGUGACAGAAUACUUCCAGUAUAUUAAAUAAGAGCUGUUUUACAAACAAGCCCUCCUUAUAACCCAGUUUGAGAACUCUGCGCCAGCCUCCUGUAUAAACAUGUGUGUGUGUGUGAAUGUUAAUUCUCGCAAUGCAUUAAUUGUGUAAAAUGUGUUGCUCUAUAAUGUUCAUCUGUGUAUAACCCCCCUCCACACACACACACACACACACACACACACACACACACACACAUCAUUCCUGUAAUUUAGUUUUUGGCACUGAUGUAGUAUAUUAUACUAGUAUAGUAUAGUAUACUUUUUUAAAGACCAAGCAUGCUGAAUUAUUUUCCUGUAGAGUGUUUGUUUUAUUUUAAAUGUUUGUAUUGAAUUUCCUUUUUCUUGUAUCUGAGCAGUGCACUGGUUUAAGAUGUGCAGAUGGGAAGAGAGUUCAUGCUCUGGUGUUCAGUGGCCAUCCAGAAACCAACCAGCAAUUUCGAUAGCCAAGACAGGCAAAGAGAUAUAAAGUGUCCUGUAUUUUUCAACAUCCUGUCUUAUAACGUAAGAUAAUGCAGUGACAAUGUAUGUAUAUUUUUUAUUACUAGCAUUUGUAUUCCUGUGAACUGCUGUAAUGAAACUUGUUUCACAUGCUGGCAAUCCUGUAACCUGGUUUGACCCUUCUGGUUGAGUUGCAUGCGUUUGAAACGGGUGCAGCAUUUGAGAGCCCGUGUCGGUCCGUGUAAACUUUGGGUUGAGAAGCAUUAACGUGCAUGAACUGCUGCUGUGGUACACUGGUAUAAAAGCACUUACCAUUAGCUGGUAAUACAAGACGUGAGUGUGCAAAUGAAUUUAUAAUGACGAUUCAUCAA
Polyodon spathula (Mississippi paddlefish) is the source of this 5088-nucleotide messenger RNA. RefSeq names its product dual specificity testis-specific protein kinase 2-like. The record is from RefSeq and is a predicted model, not a curated record. The transcript has 11 exons. NCBI's taxonomy places the organism in Eukaryota, Metazoa, Chordata, Actinopteri, Acipenseriformes, Polyodontidae. Gene Ontology annotation, cellular component: nucleus; cytoplasm. Gene Ontology annotation, biological process: protein phosphorylation; actin cytoskeleton organization; positive regulation of stress fiber assembly. Gene Ontology annotation, molecular function: protein serine/threonine kinase activity; ATP binding. The coding region runs from base 848 to 2887 and encodes 679 amino acids.